Molecule: messenger RNA, 948 nt
Organism: Chiloscyllium plagiosum (whitespotted bambooshark)
Lineage: Eukaryota; Metazoa; Chordata; Chondrichthyes; Orectolobiformes; Hemiscylliidae
Source: RefSeq, a predicted model, not a curated record
UUGUUGUUGAUAUGUUCACAAUGAGAAGGUUGUUUCUGAGUUGGAAUAUGUUUGAAGCCAGUGUUUGUUUUGGUGUUUUUUUUUCUUUUAUCUGUUCAGAAUUGUAUAGGAUUAAUGAAGACCAGAAAGUGUCACUUGACCUGGACCCAUAUGUUAAAAAGUUGCUGAAUGCCCGGCGGAGAGUGGUGCUUGUGAACAACAUCUUACAGAAUGCCCAGGAACGACUGAGACGGUUAAACCACAAUGUCGCAAAGGAAACAGCUCGUCGUAAAGCCUUGCUGGAGUCUGGAUUACUACUUCCUGGUUCUCCAAGCAAAUGAAGACAGCUUGUGAAAAUCCAAAUGACCACAAACUGCUACCAUUAGUGAAGAUGCAUUGACCUGUAUAUCGAUUCACUCAGCUGUGAUGCUUGAAGCAUACAAACCAAGAUUUAAUUGAUAGCUUAUUUGGAGUGGAAGUGGGUAAAGGUUCAAACGUAUCACAAUAGUGUACAGUUCCUAAUCUCAGUUAUCGAUCACAGAGGCCUCAUUUGGUACAACCAUAAUAAACUUCAUCUGAGGUCUGUUCUGUUUGGACAAAGUUGAAUUAUGGAAUUAUAAGACCACUGCAUUGAGCUUAAAUAUAACAUGCACUGAAGUUUAUCAAAUGCUCACUUACUGUGAGUAAUGUCACACUUGUCAGGGGAGAAAGAUUUAAUUUUUGCAGCUUUUACAUGUGACACUUCUUGCUUAUUAAUGUCCAAGUGAAUAUGGAGCUCUCUCCUUUCCAAGUGACUGCCCUGAUACAAUGCUACAAUGCUGAUUACAAACUGUAUUUAAAAGACUUCCUUAAUGUUAAUCCAAGCAAUACUGAUUCUGUUUGAUUGUAACUGAGCUUGACUCAUAUUUGACCAUUUCUCCGGCAAGAACCAGUUCACAAAUUGGUAAUAUAGUCUGUCCUGUUACACAA